AUGGCUGUCCCUCCCGGGCACCACUCAAACACGAUCGCCGAGUACCAAGAUGCGAGACGAAGGGGCCUCUUCGUGUGCCAUGGCUGUAAGGGCCGCCUCAUCCUCGAGCUCUUCUGUCUUGUGGCUCCUAAUGGCGUGGCAAGACCUGAAGAUGUCAGACUGAGCUUAAAGGGCUUUCAAGAUGGCUCAUUUCUGCCUCACUACGAGCAAGCUCUCUGGGAGAGGCCUGGGUUCAACUUCCCAGGCCUCAAACCGCUUCGACGUAGCUGGGGCAAAAUUAUACUUCAUCUGGCCAAGGAGCUCGCAUCAAACAUCCAGCUGCAAGAUGGUGGUGCGAUUGGUCUUCUUCCCAUGGCAGAGACAGUCUGGACCCUCAAUGCCGAGUCAGCAUACAGAUGGUGGAAGGCAGCCAAUGCGGAGCGUGCCCAGGCCAGACAAGCUAUCACUGAGGCGGGAAGACUUAUUACGGGUCCGUCCGGUUCAUCUACUGUUGCACCGACGGUCGUGAUAGAUACUUCGAGUGCCAUUGAGAUUACAAGCGUUACAGCGGACUUACAAACCAACCCAAACGGUCCUCCUCGUGCCGAGCAACCCCCUGCCUCUUUGGAUUUGGAUGCUUUGGAGGCAUUGUUCAAUAAACUUUUGAAGCAACACGACGCUGUCCAAGAAUCAGAAACGCACGCAAUCGAGUAUUAG
Messenger RNA from Fusarium vanettenii 77-13-4, 696 nucleotides. RefSeq lists its product as uncharacterized. The record is from RefSeq and is a predicted model, not a curated record. NCBI's taxonomy places the organism in Eukaryota, Fungi, Ascomycota, Sordariomycetes, Hypocreales, Nectriaceae. Bases 1 to 696 code for a protein of 231 amino acids. The transcript has 2 exons.